GUGUCACUGGGGCUGUCAUCGGGCUGUGUGUACUCGCUACGUUCGCUCGUAAUUUACAACAAACUUUGAUCCGUAAAUUUUGUUUUCAGCCCAGAUUUUAACGUUUCAGAGCUUUUUUGGAUCAAUUGAGUCGAUAAUUUAUAGCGACGGCUUUUAGAUUUUGAAAGAAUUAGCCCAAAUGCCAAGACGGCGAAAGCCCAGUAGAGUGCAAAACAUGAGAGCGGGAAGCAUACAAGCUUCUAGCACUACGACGAGUGCAAGCCAAAACUUUUUGACUUCAAUUAAGACUUUGUUAUGGUCGUCUCCUGCGAAAGACGAAGAGAAACGUCCUCCAAAGAGGCAGAGGGAAGAAUCUGAUAUCGAAGACCAAGAAGAUGCUAUCAUAACAUCAAAUUUGUUGAAGAAAAGAAAAUUUACUACGGAGACAAGCCAAUCUUCAAGUAAAUUUACAAAUACUUCAUCCCAUGAGAGUAGCGCCUCAGAUUCCAGUCCUAAAAGGAAAUCUUUAUUAGGGACAUUGUUUUCGCCUAUGUUUACUCUGUUUGGUAAAAAUGGUCAAGUUCAAACAGUAACAAAUGAAGAAAAGGGAGAUACGAAGCAUGAAGUCUGCAAUGGCGUCGUAACGACCGAAKACGAAGCACAGCCAAGCGUUAACGGUGAAGCUACUAAAGUUGCUCUUUCGCCAUCCACUUGUAAUGGCGAUGUGAAUGGGAAUGUUGAUGAUGAAAGCUCCGAAUGGGAGACGUUUGACCCAUUCUACUUCAUACGAACCGUUCCUCCACUCACCGAGGAAAUGAAAUGCCGACCUCCCGUUUUGCCUUUGAAAACUCGAAGCACGCCGAAAUUGAGUCUUGUGUUGGACUUAGAUGAAACCUUGGUUCACUGCAGCCUCAACAAGCUUGACGAUGCCACGCUUUCUUUUCCAGUUUUGUAUCAAAACAUCUCCUACCAAGUGUUUGUCAGAACAAGGCCUCAUCUAAAGUAUUUUCUCGAGCGUGUUUCGAAGUCGUUCGAAGUUAUUCUAUUUACAGCAUCCAAGCGCGUUUAUGCUGACAAGUUGUUGAACAUUUUGGACCCUGAUCGAAAGUAUUUUCGGCACCGUCUUUUCCGUGAACACUGUGUUUGUGUACAGGGCAACUACAUCAAAGAUCUAAGUAUCUUGGGAAGGGAUUUAUCAAAAACUAUGAUUGUUGAUAACUCGCCACAAGCGUUUGCUUAUCAUAUUUUUAAUGGUAUCCCAAUUGAGAGCUGGUUUGUUGAUCAAAACGAUCGUGAAUUAAUGGAGUUACUGCCUUUCCUUGAGGAUCUAGCUAAUCGAAAAGAAGAUGUUCGUCUACAUAUUAGAGAUAGAUUUCGUCUACAUGAUCUUAUCAAUCCACCUUACUACAAGAACUUCAGACUUACAAGAGAAGAAAGAUAAACUCCAAGAACGGUAUUGAGCUUGAUUGCUUGUAAGCGUGGCCAGACUAUUUUAUUAAUAGCUCGAAAAGUCGUUAUCUGAAAUGAUUAGACGAAGGUAACGUGUUUAGCUUUAGUGUUUACUUUGUGAUUAUAUAACUGUCUUUUUUACUUUUACAUAUUUAAGUUUUUUAGUAAGCAUAAGCUUAUAUAACUUAUGUUAUUUUGGUCAGUUUUUAGUAUGUUUAUAGGUCGAUAAAUUCCACUUGAUUCUCAAGGAAAUAGAACGGAUUUUCAUUAUUUUAUUUGCAAUUUUAGUGACUUGGUGUGUUCAUUUCUUAAAAAAAUUGUACACAAAGGUUAACUUUAUUCCUUUGUAUCAAAAGUUUAUCCAUUGUAUCAAUAUUUUUAAAGAAAACCCACCCAUGCAUGAUGUAUAUACAACACUUGCACACCCACAUACACUGCACACCACAGAAAAUAGCAACACAUGAACUAGCUUGAACAAAUAGUUGUUAAAAUCAUUCAGAUAUUUUUAACACAGCAUAUUUGCCACAAGGCUGGUAAUCACUUUUGUAAAUAUAUAAAAGCAGUUUUGAUAACCAUAAUGUAUUAUAGUUAGAGUAAUCUGUGUAGGAACAUGUAUGUAAUUUAGUGUUUUCAUACAACUACUUUUGCCUGCAACUUCCAUAUASAAUUAGCUUCAUCAUAUGUAAACUUGACUUAUAGAUUGAAGCCUUGACCAGCUUUUUUACAGCACAACAUGGGGAGAUGCAGAUAUAUAGUAGACUUGUUUAAUGCAAUGUGUGACAAAGCAGCAUGACUUAAGUACUAGGAGUACUAGUUGUAACAAGUUGUUGACUUGAUUUACUAGACAUAACAGGGUUGUAUAUCAGAAACAAAAUGUGCUUGCACCUUCAGGUACUUGUAAUGAUUUGAGGGCUUGAUUUACACAUUGUUUAAGAGGCAUGUAACAGCUCGAGGUAUAAGUCAGAGUGUAUAAUAAACAGGUCUUACUGGAUGCAAAACAUUUUACUAACAAGCACUUUUUAAUAGUGUACAUUUGUUUUUUAGCUUUUUGCUUCAAUAUUUGAUUUUGUUGAAUGGCAAUGUGGAAAGUGUUUGCAGAGGAAUUUCAACAUGUUUUAACGGCAACUAGRKUGAAUACUGCACAGUAGCUUGUACUACAUUUUUGAAAUGACCAUGCAAACUGCUUCAACAUGAUUCAAUGAUUUUGACAACAAAAGAAAUUUUGAACAGAUGUUGAAACACAUUUUAAACUGAUUCAUCAAUGAUUCAACAUAUUUAAACUGCAAAUGAACUCUAUUUUUUCAAAAAAUGAGUGAAACCACCGUGGAAAAAUAGAAUAUUGUUUGGUGCCUUCAUGGAUAACAGUUAAAAGUUUUUUUUUUGUGAAACAUUACAGUUAUGAAAUUUUUGAUAAUUCCGAAAUGGCCACGGACUAUCAUAGAGUUAGUAUGACGUCUACUAAGGAGCCAAAAUUCUCACAUCACUUAUUGAUAUUUCAACUAAGAAUUGUUGAAAGUUGGCUUGUAAUUCAAAGAAGUUCAUAAGAGGAAUGAAUASCUUUAAAUCUUCACCAUUUACUUUGAAAGGCUCCGGAAAUGUGAGAGACCAUUCCUUAGUAGAUGUCAAAUUGGCACCAGGCCCCUAAUUUCAAAGAGAUUACAUUUUUCUGAACUGGAGGGAAAUUCAAAAUAACAAUGAUUAUUGUGAAUUUGUUCAAUUCAAAAUCUAUUUGAUACAGCCAAGAACAGCAUUGUAUACUAGUGUACUAUAGAAAAUCCUUCGUUAUGAUUGGCUAUGCUACUCAGGGUCUAUUUUCAAUAGUCCUCAACAAGUAAAAAGUGCCAAUUUUGAUUUUCUUAUAGAAAUAUUGUGGGUCAAAACAAUGUGUUAAGGACCAUUUUAUUUAUUUUUUACUCACACCAGCUUUCACCAGCAUGUAGUAAAUUGAUUUUUACUUGUCAAACAUGCCAAGCGUGUCAAACGAAGUCAGCAAUGAUUUAUGGAAAUUUAAUUGAGCCGUUAGCGUGAAGUUUUAGCAAUAAAACAAUUUUGUUAUCUA
This is a messenger RNA of Exaiptasia diaphana, 3487 nucleotides long. RefSeq names its product CTD small phosphatase-like protein 3. NCBI's taxonomy places the organism in Eukaryota, Metazoa, Cnidaria, Anthozoa, Actiniaria, Aiptasiidae. The record is from RefSeq and is a predicted model, not a curated record. Gene Ontology annotation, molecular function: phosphoprotein phosphatase activity. The transcript has a single exon. Bases 179 to 1420 code for a protein of 413 amino acids.